Messenger RNA from Aegilops tauschii subsp. strangulata, 1062 nucleotides. RefSeq lists its product as uncharacterized. NCBI's taxonomy places the organism in Eukaryota, Viridiplantae, Streptophyta, Magnoliopsida, Poales, Poaceae. The record is from RefSeq and is a predicted model, not a curated record.
AUGCCUGGCUUCCACGUCUACCCGCAGGCCUCCCGUCUCUCCGGGGAGUGCUCGCCCGAGGUGAGCUUGGUGGCGCCUUCCACGCCCGCGCCCGCGCCCAUCGACCUCAACACCACACCGGUGGCUGGUGGCUCGUCAUCCGGAGGCGCGAGGAAACGCGCGCGGCACAUGCCAGCUGACGUGCUGCCGGGCGCACGCAACCUGUUCGACGGAAUGCCCGCCUCCGGCGACGACGACUACAUGCAGAACAUCAUCUUCGAGGGUGGUGCGCCGGCCGCUGGCGGUGCCGUCGGGGCUUGCUACGAUCCCGACGAGACACAAAUCCAGGACAGCCGAGGGGCAUUCACGCCGUCCAACUUUGAACAAGAUCAGGCGGCCUUCAUGCAUGAUCAGGUCGGCCUGGACCUGGACGGCUUCCCACUCGACCACGAGUUUCCGGAGGACUACGGGCAAGAGGAAGAGGACGAGUGCGACAUCGAUGGGGAGCCUUUGUUCGAGGACGAGCUCGCCAACCAAGCCGCCGGGGCGAAGCCGAAGCGCAAGAGCAAGCGGACCAAGGCAUACACGGCGGCUGAGGACAUGCUUCUUUGUGAGUGUUGGAGAGACAUUGGGCAAGACCCCAAGACGAGCGCCGAACAAAAGGCAUCAACCUUUUGUAUUCGUGUCCACCGUGAGUUCCAUGAGCGCAAGAAGUUUCCGCCGUACCAAAUAGCAUUUCAAGCUUUGGAGGCAUUCAAGGUCCAACACAAUGGCAAGUGCUUCAACCUCUCCCAUUGCUUUAGGGUCAUCAAAGACGAGGAGAAGUUCAAGGCGCAAUAUGCCGCCCUCAAGUCGUGUGGAGGGAAGCAUGCCGUGGAGGAGGUUAGGGACGGCGAGAAGGCACGGCCGCGGGGGAAGACCAACUCCAAGAAGGAGGACAAGCGGGAUGUGGCGUCGAACGCCUUGAUCGCAAGCAUGGAGGGCAUGAUGAGCAAGAAGGACUCAAGGGAGGAGGAGCGGCGGCGAUACAAAGAAGAACAAAUGAACGCCUUCAUGGAGAUCCAUACAAAGAAGAACAAAUGA